AGUACCUCUUUGGCAAACCGUCCAGCCCACCACAAGAGCAUCGCCAAGUUGCGCCACUGGGUUCGCGUCCGCUACAAAAGACUGUCGCCCAGCUCACAAUCUCUCAUCCGGCCAACAUGGCCUCACCAGUCGCAAAUGGCCAUCCCGCGACACCCCCCGCCUCAGAUCCCGCAGUCGUCAAUCCCCAAGUCGAGCCCGAUGUCCCCAUCACAUCACUAGACGACGACGGCCAAUCCAAACGACCCCGCGACGCGCGCGUCAUCCACCUCGUUCUCUCCUCCCUCGGCAUCCACUCCUACCAAGAACGCGUACCCCUCCAGCUCCUCGAUUUCGCCUAUCGCUACACCAGCUCCGUGCUCUCCGACAGCUUACGCCUCAGCGCUGAAGGCUACUCUGCGCAAAAUGAGCGCGCGGGUGGACGUAGAGCAGCAGGCGCCAAUAACGAAGAUGGCUCGAUAACGGUGACGGCGCUGCGGCAGGCGAUAGCUGCUAGGACUGGCUAUCAUUUUGCUGGCCCCCUGCCGAAGGAGUUCAUGCUUGAGCAGGCGACUGAGCGCAAUCGACUGGCUUUGCCGAAGGUUGAGAGGGGCUAUGGGGUCCAGCUUCCGCCGGAGAAGUACUGUCUGACCGGGGUUGGGUGGAACUUGAAGGACGAGUGGGAAAGCGAAGAGGAUGGGGAAGGGGAUGGCGAGGAAGUGAAAGAGUCGUCUAGCACGGAAGGAAGGGAAGAUCAACGUAUGGGAGGCAUGGAGGAUCAUGCGAGCGAAGACGAAGAAGGCGUGGGGAGGAUGGAAGAUGUGUUUGGCGAGGAUGGGGAGGGCGGGGACACAAGCAUGGCUCAGGAUUGAGAAGAAUGCUCUUAGAAGGGGAAUCUACGAUUGAAUGCUUUUAGCGAGGCGUUGGUAGGAUCGACAUGGAGGGGAUGCCAACAAGACUCAUUUGGACCACGGCAAAAAGGCUGCCAACUCUUACAAGAAGGAGCGAAUGGGCGCGGUCAUAUUGCGUACAGCGUGCAGUUCAGAUUCAUAAAGCCACUCGCGAGAGGGCCGCUUGGACAACGUACAU
Neohortaea acidophila is the source of this 1065-nucleotide messenger RNA. RefSeq names its product transcription initiation factor IID, 31kD subunit-domain-containing protein. Gene Ontology annotation, biological process: RNA polymerase II preinitiation complex assembly; DNA-templated transcription initiation. Gene Ontology annotation, molecular function: RNA polymerase II general transcription initiation factor activity; protein heterodimerization activity; transcription coactivator activity. The record is from RefSeq and is a predicted model, not a curated record. The transcript has a single exon. Lineage: Eukaryota; Fungi; Ascomycota; Dothideomycetes; Mycosphaerellales; Teratosphaeriaceae. Gene Ontology annotation, cellular component: transcription factor TFIID complex; SAGA complex. Bases 117 to 848 code for a protein of 243 amino acids.